Diaporthe citri is the source of this 651-nucleotide messenger RNA. RefSeq lists its product as uncharacterized. NCBI's taxonomy places the organism in Eukaryota, Fungi, Ascomycota, Sordariomycetes, Diaporthales, Diaporthaceae. The transcript has 4 exons. The coding region runs from base 1 to 651 and encodes 216 amino acids. The record is from RefSeq and is a predicted model, not a curated record.
AUGGCACAUCUCACAGACCAGAAGGGAGACUACCCGAUUUUGGGACUUCACGUUAUGUCUUUCGAAGAUGCAACAGUCGUCAUACUCAACUACAACCACGUUCUCAUGGAUGGCGGUGGCUCUAAGGCCUUCUUGAAAGCAUGGACAAAUGUGGUCAACGGCAGGCAAGGCAAUGUCGUCCCACUGGCAGCUACCGAAGACGACAUGAUAGCCGGCUGGGUUGCCAAGACCGUUGCCGGCUUUCUGCCAGCCACCCGGCCCAUCAACCUGAUGCGAGUGUACGAUCUGCGCCGCGUCUUGACCAAAGCUGGCAUCUUGGAGCCUGAGACGGCACACGUUCAAAAAAUGUAUCAGGUGGCUUGGACCUUGACCCCAGAAGCAAAACAUUUGGCACGUGCGCCACUGGCGCGCCUGGACUCGGGCAUGACAUCGCUGUACAGAGAUCCCAAGGGCAUGAUAUUCACCGCCAACAGUCGCGUUAAGAACCAUGACUGCAGGAAGAUCGACUUCUCCGGGGCAGUCAAACGCACGUGUGCGGCUGAUGGAGAAGGGAACGCCGUGGAGGAGGAGAGGUUGCUGGGGGCUGGCAUGCGUGAUUAUGUCGAAGCGCUUGUUCAACUCCCAGACAUGGGACAACCCAACGUGCGAUAA